UACACCGUGUCGUAAACGUUUGCCAAGUUGAGAGGUCAAACUGUUAAACAUGGCUGUAUUUUUCUCUGCUCUAAAACAUGUUUUGAAACAGAAGAAGAAGAAAAAAUAAUAUUAUUGUAUUUACUGUUGUAUUUUCGUACUUGUAUUUGUCUUUUUUCAAGCGCCAUUGUGGCUCAGAAAUGCAUUUUACGGCCUUUUGCAAUGAACCAAAAUGGAAGCCGUAAUUGGUACCGAAAUGCUUUACUGCAUCUUGCCGAUGAUCCUGUGGGAUCCUACAGUGGAAAUUCACGCUAGUGGGAAGUUUGAGAAUUCAUCUACAUUUUGCGCUUUUAAGUUCUCGGGCGAAUGAAUGUACUGUGAGAUUGAAGUUUAAACGCUUAUAUGAGAAGCAAAGGACAUCUAAUCCAACAUAAGUGGCUAGCUCAGGUUAAUUAACGUUACAUGGAUAUGAAAUUCAUUAGUUAGCUAGCUAGAGGCUUAGCCUAGCUUUAUAGAAGCGUUGUAUUUUGCCUUUAACGUUACCUAUAGUUAGCAUCACCAUUGUAGAUCUUUUACAUCAGCUCUGAAAAUGGCCAUUAAACUGACUACUCAGGCGUACUGUAAAAUGUUACUACAUGCUGCCAAAUACCCUCACUGCGCUGUGAACGGACUUUUUGUCGCCGAAAGGCAGAAGGAGAAGAAAAAGGACAGUCACAAUGUUCCAGUCUUAUGUGUGGAUUGUGUUCCUCUUUUCCAUGGCACCCUUGCUUUAGCACCUAUGUUGGAAGUAGCGCUGACACUGAUUGACACAUGGUGCAAAGAGAACAAAUAUGUCAUAGCAGGUUACUACCAGUCUAAUGAACGCACGAAAGACUCGAGACCAAAUCAGGUGGCUGAAAAGGUAACUUCAAGGAUUUCAGAGAACUUCAAUGAAGCUGUCAUGAUUAUUGUGGACAACAGCCGGUUCACCAUGGGAUGCUUUGAACCCAUUGUAAAUAUCUUUGAUCAUCAUGAAAACAAGUGGAAGAGCAGGGAUGCAACUGUUGAUUCUUUUGAGGACUGGGAGGAAGCCCAGAGGAUUACCUCAACACUGCUGGACAGCAGAUCUUACGAGAGCCUGGUAGACUUCGAUAACCAUCUGGAUGACCUCAGGAACGAUUGGACAAACCCUGAAAUUAACAAGUCCGUCCUACAUCUUUGCUAAAAUGCCUUUCUUCAGUGACCUGCAGCAAAGCCAUCAAUGCCAAAUAAAAGGGGACCCCUCUGUGCUAUGGAGUUUGUUCCUGGCAAUUCUGUGAAUGCUCAUAGGAGGAUUUUUUUUCUAAAUGAUUAAUAGACAAAGCUUGGAAUGGUGCACUACCAGUUGGAGUCACAUGUGAUAGAGUCCCCCCCCCCCCUUUUUUUUGUGUUCUAAAGUACAGUACCUGAAACAUUAAGAUUUUCAGACUGUGCUUGAAUAUGCACAUUUGGUAGGGCAUAAUGAUGAGGCCUAUUUUCAUUUUUGUUUGUUUGUUGUUAAAUUAUAAUAAAUGUCUUUUCAGUUUCUUCAAAAUUAUAGUACAGAGCCAUUCAAUUGUGCUGCAGGGGUGUAAUUAAAAUGUAUCGAAAUUAACUUUAUAGAUAACUGUUUUAAGUCUUAAUAUAUAUUGUUGUUUCAAAUAUUUUCCUUGUUUACCCUUAGUUAUGACGUAGACUGAUACUUUAUCAAGGAACACACCUUGAUUUUUAAUGUAAUAUCUUUGGUUGAUCUGCAAAUUUGAAGUAUGUGUUAUCACAACACUGAAUUGAAACAGCUGGCUUCAUGAACUUGGAAAUAAAUAAAAUAAAUGUUUGUAAAAAGGGAUUUGAAUGAAUGUAAAAUAAAACAUUUUGAGAUAAA
Messenger RNA from Sardina pilchardus (European sardine), 1858 nucleotides. RefSeq names its product ER membrane protein complex subunit 8 (gene emc8). Lineage: Eukaryota; Metazoa; Chordata; Actinopteri; Clupeiformes; Clupeidae. The record is from RefSeq and is a predicted model, not a curated record. The transcript is spliced from 5 exons. Gene Ontology annotation, cellular component: EMC complex. Bases 569 to 1183 code for a protein of 204 amino acids.